Molecule: messenger RNA, 345 nt
Organism: Adineta ricciae
Lineage: Eukaryota; Metazoa; Rotifera; Eurotatoria; Adinetida; Adinetidae
Source: the annotation of a GenBank genome assembly
AUGAAUGUCAUUCAUCACCGAAUGUCUUACAAACGAAAACUCGCAUUAAUCCUUUCUAAUAAUGAUUAUGAACAAUCGAAUACGAAACUUGCUAAAGAGUUUGCUGAACAAAUUCAGGAAAACGAUUUGAUUCUUUUCUAUUAUUCGAGUUGUGUUUAUCAAAUGAAUGAGAAAUGUUAUCUAAUUCCAAUUCAAAAUCAACAUUUGACGAAUGAAGAGACGAUCCCGGACCUUGCAACUCAUUUGCAGACCAUCUUUCGACAUUUAUUCAAAGAGAAGAAACAACUAUUUGUAUCGACAUUCAUUCUCGAUUGCCCAAAAACGUAUUCAACAAAUCUUUACUAA